CUGCCUGUGUGUUGACAGACAGCUUGGUUGUCUGUCCUCCACACCCUCUUAUUUCCCUUUGCUUCUCAGAUUGUCAGUCACUGCACCAGGGAACAUUCAGAACAAGAAAACUGCUUACGCUAUCAGAUAUUUGGACGCUGCUGGUAACAGAGAGGUUAAGGAAGGAUGGAUCGCUCCUGUGUAAACUGCUUGAAAACUCUGAUGAUAUUUCUCAACUUUCUGUGUUGGCUAUGUGGUGCAUUUGUGGUUGCCUUUGGCAUCUUCCAGGGUAUGCAUUCCAAGUUCGCCUCUCUUGUCACAACCUUCUGGCCCAUCUACCCGGCUAACACCCUGGUGGUGACUGGCACCAUUGUUACCUGUGUGUGUUAUCUGGGUGUGCUUGGUGCCAUGAAGGAGAACCGCUGCCUCCUUAUCAGCUUCUUUCUGCUGCUCUUCAUCCUGAUGCUGGUGGAGCUGGCCAUGGCCUGCGUGUUCCUGGUCUACAACAGAGUGAUUGACACAUACUUUGAGAAAGACCUAAUGAAAAGUUUGCAGAUCUACAGCGAGUCAGGCCCAGAGGAAAACAACAUCAUUAAAGAUGAUUUUGAUGCUGUUCAGCACCUGUUUAGGUGUUGUGGAGUUCAUGGGGAGGCAGACUGGAUGGGUAACGCCCCCAUCUCCUGUUGUAACCAGGAUCCCUGCAACUCCUCCAUCCACGGCAACUGGCAAGAGGGUUGUCUCAAUAAACUGAGGAACUGGUUUGCAGGAAACUAUCGUAGCACCGGGGCAGGUGUUGUCGCAAUGUUUAUCAUACAGUUCACUUGUCUCUGUUUCACCGUCCCUCUGUUUUGCCACUUCAGUCGAAAUGGACUGGGUUAUUUGUGAAAAGGACUCAAUGUAAAGGUCGCAGUGACCUCCUCGAUUUCAUCUGAUUGCCAGUAUUUAGUUCCUAGAUAACUUAAGAGGUUGAUGUUAGACUAGAUGUUAACAUGUCUGCUGUACAAACAAGUGAUUCGUGUUUAAAUCUCUGUUGGAAAAUGUCUGUGUGAAAUUUGCAUGUUGCACUGGUUUUCUCUGAGCACUUCAGCCUCCUCUCACAUCCCAGGUUAGGCUCAUUGGACACUCAAAAUUGUUUCUUAUUAUGACCAUUAUGAAAGGCAGCGAUUAUCAUUAACAACUGGAGAGGAGCGAUGGCAUUACAGUCAUCCUACGACUUGGCAACAUUGUGUGUGUGCAUGACAAACUUUGCUGAACCCUGGCCCACCUCCAGCAAUCAUGCCAAAUGUACCGAAUUUGAGCCUGGGUGCACUCUAAGUCUUGCAUAAGAUAAAUGUUAUUCCAACUUACAACUUCUCCUCUUGAGUUUGUAUUUUUCCUGUUCUUUGUACAAAAAGGUUGUAUACAUUGUUUAAUGUUUGCUCUGUUUUUGGAAUCAUUUUUGUGAUGGUUCUUCCUUCGGAAUUAGUGUCUUUGUAAAGUAUUCCCUCGUUUACCACGGUUAAUGGGUUCCAGACCCGACCACGAAUUUCCACAAAGUAGGAUUCAAUAUUAAUAAGUUGAAUAAUUUCAUCCCUAGUGAGGGCAAGUGGCAUAGAAAAUGAAUGAGUGAAUAAUUUCAUAGUUAGAGCAUAGAAAACCGGUUUAUGACUUUCUAAAUGCGGUUUUUAACAUUAUCAGGGCCCUGUAGACAUGAAAGAACACCCCAAUAGUCACUUUUACACUCCUAUGAUUUUUUAUUUACAUCGCAUUGCGCAGGCUACGGGAUCACCCUAGGGACAACACAGACAGCCAAGCCUAGCAUAGCAAGCUUCCGAGCUAGUUAGCCUCUCCAAUUUACUUAUUCUAAACUUCAGAAAGUUUUAAAAAAUCAUCUUCAUAUGUGGAGACCUUGAUCUUCUGAAUCCACACAAGAACAAGAUAAUUGAUGACUUCAUAGAUACAAUGUACAGCUUAAGUU
This is a messenger RNA of Dunckerocampus dactyliophorus (ringed pipefish), 1936 nucleotides long. RefSeq names its product leukocyte surface antigen CD53-like. The transcript is spliced from 8 exons. The record is from RefSeq and is a predicted model, not a curated record. The coding region runs from base 166 to 864 and encodes 232 amino acids. Gene Ontology annotation, cellular component: membrane. NCBI's taxonomy places the organism in Eukaryota, Metazoa, Chordata, Actinopteri, Syngnathiformes, Syngnathidae.